This is a messenger RNA of Myripristis murdjan (pinecone soldierfish), 2147 nucleotides long. It is a transcript of the gene cdc23, whose product is annotated as CDC23 (cell division cycle 23, yeast, homolog). The transcript has 16 exons. Gene Ontology annotation, cellular component: anaphase-promoting complex. Gene Ontology annotation, biological process: cell division; anaphase-promoting complex-dependent catabolic process; protein ubiquitination. The record is from RefSeq and is a predicted model, not a curated record. Gene Ontology annotation, molecular function: protein binding. The coding region runs from base 1 to 1728 and encodes 575 amino acids. Lineage: Eukaryota; Metazoa; Chordata; Actinopteri; Holocentriformes; Holocentridae.
AUGAAAAUGGCGGCUCUCUGUAGUGAGUUUGGGGACUUGCUGCAAAUCAAAAAACAACUGAUUUCGGUGAUAUCGCUCUGUAAAGAAAGAGGACUUGUACACAGCGUGAAAUGGGCGUCAGAGUUGGCAUUCGCCCUGGACCCUCUUCCAAAGGACGAAUUACCACCGCCUCCUCCCUUUACCGAGGAAGAUGCCCAAGACCUGGAUGCACUUGCACUGGCCAAGUCGUACUUUGACCUGAAAGAGUACGACCGCGCCGCCUACUUUCUGAGAGGCUGUCGCAGUCACAAGGCCUAUUUCCUCUACAUGUACUCCCGCUACCUGUCUGGAGAGAAAAAGAAGGAUGAUGAGACUGUGGACAGCCUGGGUCCUCUGGAGAAGGGCCAGGUGCGCAACGAAGCCUUACGAGAGCUAAGAGUGGAGCUGAGUAAGAAGCACAGCGCAGGAGAGCUGGACGGGUUCACCCUGUACCUGUAUGGGGUGGUGCUCCGAAAGCUGGAUCUGCUGAAGGAGGCAGUGGAUGUGUUUGUGGAGGCAACGCACGCUCUGCCUCUACACUGGGGAGCGUGGCUCGAGCUCUGUAACCUCAUCACCAACAUAGAAAUGCUGAAGUCGCUGUCCCUGCCAGACUGCUGGAUCAGAGACUUUUUCAUGGCCCACAUGUACACAGAGCUGCAGAUGAUCAAAGAGGCGCUGCAGAAAUACCAGAGUCUCAUCGAGGCAGGCUUCUCCAAGAGCACCUACAUCAUCUCACAGAUCGCCGUGGCCUACCACAACAUCAGAGAUAUUGAUCAAGCUCUGGCUCUGUUCAAUGAGUUAAGGGACCAGGAUCCUUACCGCAUUGAGAACAUGGACACAUUCUCCAACUUGCUCUAUGUUAAAAGCAUGAAGCCAGAGCUGAGCUACUUGGCCCACAACCUGGUGGAGAUAGACAAGUACAGAGUGGAGACCUGCUGUGUGAUUGGUAACUACUACAGCUUACGCUCCCAGCAUGAGAAGGCAGCUCUGUAUUUCCAGCGGGCGCUCAAACUGAACCCUCGCUGUCUUGGCGCCUGGACUCUCAUGGGCCAUGAAUACAUGGAGAUGAAGAACACCUCGGCUGCCAUCCAGGCCUACAGACAUGCUGUUGAAGUGAACAAGAGAGACUAUCGUGCCUGGUACGGCCUCGGUCAGACGUAUGAGAUCCUCAAGAUGCCCUUUUACUGCCUGUACUACUAUCGAAAGGCUCAUCAGCUCAGGCCCAAUGACUCGCGCAUGUUAGUUGCACUUGGUGAGAGCUAUGAAAAGCUGUCGCAACAUGUAGAAGCCAAGAAGUGUUACUGGCGGGCGUACUCUGUGGGAGAUGUAGAGAAAAUGGCUCUACUCAAACUGGCCAAGCUCCACGAGCAGCUCAAUGAAUCUGAUGACGCUGCACAGUGUUACAUCAUAUACAUCCAAGACAUUUUCUCCUGUGGGGAGCAGCUGGAGCACGCUGAGGUGAGCACAGCCUUACGCUACCUGGGCCAGUACUACUUCAAGAACAAGCUGUACGAUGAGGCAUCCCUGUGCGCUCAGCGCUGCUGCGACUACAAUGAUGCUCGCGAGGAAGGCAAGGCUCUGCUGAGACAGAUCUCUCAGGUCAGAGAUCAGGCAGAGACGCCGUCGGCAGAACUGUUUGCUCCGCUGUCCAACAACAACACUCCUGUCAGGAGGGUGUCUCCGCUCAACCUUUCCUCUUUUACACCCUGACACACACACACUCACUCUCCCACGCUCACUGGCCUUAAGGAAACUUUUUGUGGUUCCUGUGAUCAAAACUGCUUGGAUUACACAAAGGGGUUUUCUAAAGAACUGACUUCUGUUGCCAUUUGCUUGGUUUGACAAGCCUCGCACACCGAAAAACAAAGUUGCCAGGAUUUGCUCGUUGUCAGGUUGCAGUGUUAAUUGUAUUAAAACUGCAGUAAUUCUUGGCAUUUGUGGUCCCUGUCAUUUUCUGCAGGGAUUAUAAAUGUUCUCUGCUGUAAGCGGAGAAGAGAAUUACAAGCCCUUGAGACAAUAGCUGGAAAUUAUCUAUCAGCCUCUGCCUGAUACGAACAUGAAGUACUCACUGGAAGAACUUCAGAAGAAUAUCCCUCUGUUUUGUAUUAAUAAAUGUAAAUAUGAAUGUC